UAAGAGACCUAAACCAAUUAUCUUGGCCCGGAUAAGUAUUUUACAAAAAUCCCUAGAAAGAAAUAUUUCAUCCGUCCAUAGAAUUUGCAGCAGCGGCUCUUUAUUCCUCUUCCUCUAUCAAAGAAAUUUCUCUCUCUCUCCCAAUUUGUGUACACAGCUGAGAACUAAAACCUGAUUUAUAAGAAGAGCCUACCGGAAGACGUUAUCAAGGUGCCACACUUAUUUGGGUAUUUUGGGUUCAGCUCCUCAGGGACUAAAGCAUCACAUGUAAUUGAGUUUACAUGCUCGGCAGACCUCUCCUCAUCAGAGCUCCCCCCAUCAGAACCCCAAGUCUGCCUCUCCUACCCCUCAACAGCAAUCCCCCAACCUUCAUUCUCCUCAACACUCUAUAGCCUCUACUCCUAAGAGAGAACCAGCUGUGAGGAUUCUCUCUUCUUCUGAGGACAAUGGUGGAUUUCUCACAUCCUCCUUGACUGGUGACCUCCAGUCCAACAAGAGGAAGACUCCUACUCCUCCAUCAUCUCCUAUUCCUCAACAGCAUCAAGCAAGUGAGAUGCAUAUGCCAGAGCCUCAAAGAGAAGAAACCUGCAUCCCCUUCAACGAGUUUGUAGAAUCUGCAGAGGAAUUUGGUGAUCAAGUAAUUGCUGGCUUGAACAAGAUGCUAGUGCUCAAUCAGAAGCAUGAUGCCCAUCUAGAUCUUGUUCAGUAUAAUCUUGAGUCAGAUAUUGCCAAACUGUCAUCCAGACUCUCCAUUUUGACAACCUCUCUACAAGCUUUUAUGAAGACCUCCAAUGAGAAAGUGGACAAUAUUUCCACAGAAGUUGCAAGUAUCCACACUGUCCUAUUCUCUCAUUCCCAGACUCUCACAGCUCAAGAUAAAGCAAUCAAAGAGCUAUCUGAUGCUGUUGAUGAUCUCCAAUGGUCCCAUGACAAGAAUGCAGAGCAUCUGACAGAUGUGGAGGAACUCUGCAAGACAAACAAGGAGUUUGCCCUGAAACUGAUCAACAGUGGCAAGGACAGAGAUCAUAAGCUCGUCCUUCUUGAAGCCAACACCAAAAAUAUCCAAUCAGCUGUGGACAAGCAAAAAGAGCUGAUAGAAGGGUUGGCCUCUGUGACUCAGACUCUCCCUGGCGUUCUUGAGACAAUCAAAGAAAAUAAUGCAACAGAAUUCUCAAAGAUCAGACUCCUGCUUGGUGAUCUUGUUGAUGCCAAAAAGGGGGAAGAUACUAGAGAACAGGCCAGAGCUACCGAAGGCCCAAGCUCCAGGUCUCUAUCUGUCACUCCUGUCUCUGAUCCUGCCAUAUACUAUGAGAGAGCCAGGCAGAAGAGGCUUGCUGCAGGGAUUCAGAGACCACCUCCUCCUCGAUCCAAGAAAGGAAAGAAGACGGCCUCCACUUUCACUCUCAAUCAAUGGCUAAACAGUGAUCUGUCUAACCCUGACUCUGCCCAGUUCUCUGAAAUAAAGAAGCACAUGACUCCUCUGCAAAAGGAGAACCUUAUUCAAGAUAAAGAUGGUCUUAUCAUAAUCAAUCAUGGUGGCUCAGUCCAAGAAGCUGAAGAAUGGUGGAGAAUGAGAGUGACCCCUGGCAAGGACAUCUCAGAAGCCAUCAGAAACUACUUGGAUUGCAAGCUUGAAACUCACUGGUCAGAGUAUCAGAAUCCAAGGAACCUGGCUACCAUCAGAGCUAGAGUAAAUGAAGAGCUCAAGAAGGCUGAAGAAGCAGAGAAACGAUUAGAAGAGGAAGGUGGCAAACGUUCUAUUUUUGGAUCAACCAGCGAAUACAGGAUUUUCAUAUGCCACAACUCCAAAUGCCGCCCGUUUUACUGAUUUGGAAGCGUGCGACCAUGUCUAUGACUUUUUGCAAAAGGGAUCGUUGUUCCAAUUAUAAGUGUGCUUAUAUCUGAUGCCAUCACUCAUGUCACUACAACCACCACCCGUGUCACUGUAGUCACCACCCAUGUCACUACAACCACCGCCCGUGUCACUGUAGCCACCGCCCGUGUCACUACAACCACCGCCCGUGUCACUGUAGUCACCGCCUGUGUCACUAUAGUCACCGCCCGUGUCACUGUAGUCACCGCCCGUGUCACUGUCGCCGGACACAACCGCAGUGACGCCGCCGCGUGCUAUUGACACUCUGGCACAACCCUUGCACCUUGUCCUAGCCUAGAGCCGUCCAUCAACCCCUCACAACCAGAUCCACCCCCAACACCGCCCAGAUUCACCCCCCAACACAACCGGCCAAAGUCUGCGACCUGCCAACCUCCGCUGUCAACCACCACACCCCAGCCCCUACCUCACCCACCCCACUCCCCUGUCUCAUCCCAGCCCCUUGCCUCACCCACCUCACUCUGCGUCACCCAACCCACCUGCCUCACCAGAUCUCAGUCCCAGCGGCCAGAUUUCUAACCUUAGCAAUGGAGACCAUCACAGAAGGAUAAAUUGAAGAAGAAGGGAUAAAAUUGCAGAAGAAGAAAUGAAAUCGCAAAGCUUGUGCAGUCGUCAAUGGAUUCCAAGCUUCGCUCGUCGCCCAUUGGAGCCAUAUCCGAAGCGUCGUCCUUCAUCUGGAGUUGAGCGGAUUUGGAGCAGACACGACGGAAGGACAAAGCUUGUGAAGCAGAUCUGGAGUGGGCGGUGUCUGGUGGUGUAGGCGGCGAGAUUCGCUGUCUUCGACGGAGCUGGUGACGGAAGAAGAUAGGCGAUGCAGAUGCGCAGAGCUGGUAGAUCUCGGAGCAGAUGUGAAGAGCUUGUUGAUCUCGGAUGAAGAUGCAGAUGGAUGCGGCCUGCGGGCGAACUGUCUAAUUCACGGGAGACGGAGGGAGGGGUCACUUUUUGGGGAAAAACAAAAGUGGUUAUAUUUUUUGAAAUAGAAACCUAGGGAGUAAUAAUAGGGCCAUUGUUUCUAUUUUAUACAGCCACAUUUUGAUGUAAAAUGAAUUUGAAUAUCUUUAUAGCUUUAGUACAAGCAUACCUGAAAAAUAAAAAACAGUCACUACAACAUUUCAACACUAUCAUCCAAAAGUGUUACAAUAUCAGUGAAAAGUGUUACAUUAGAGAAAAUGUAACACUUUUUUAUCAUUACUUUUGCUCAUGUUGCAUUUGCCCUAUUGUAACACUUUUAAUCCCUAAUGUAACGUUUAUACAUGUAAAAAGUGUUACACUAGAUCUAAAAAGUGUUGCAUUAAAGAAAUAUAUAACACUUUUAUAAGUAUGUUACAUCUUUAAUGUUACGUUAGGUUUUAAUACUACGUAUGUAGUAGUGAGUAUGGAUUGCAAUGACUUUGUUGUGUCACCGAAUUUUUAAGCAUAUACUCCGAUAUUAGUUUUUGUUUUAAAAUACAAUUAUUGUCAUGACAAUUAUGGAUCACUCAAAGUUAUUAAAUCACAUUUUGUUCACUUCCCUUAUAUAUUUGGUCAUACAUCAAUACUAUGUAUUAUUUAUGUACUUUCACAAAGAAUAAAAUUAGUAAAUGUAACUAAGCUAACAUUAAUGUACAAAAGUUUGGAAAGAAUAGAAAUAUCAAAUUAACAUACUUAAGGAUUCUAAUGAUGCCAUUGAAUGACUAUAUAAUUAUUACUACAUACCCCGUACUUAAACAAUGAAUGGUUUUUUUUUAAUGAAAUGACAUGUUUCAAUUUAUAACCAUGUACGUAGGAAAUGAAGUUGCCAACAAGUCGGAGGUGAUCAAUCUUAAGGGGUACAUACUAGGAAACCCCGUAACAUUUCCUGCCCAGAAAAAUUAUUCAAUUCCAUUUGCUCAUGGAAUGGGUCUCGUCUCCGGUGAACUUUACAAGAAUUUGAAGAGAUGGAUGGCAUGAAAAAUGAUUUGUGUUCUCAAGAACUCAAGGUGUUCAAGCAGAUGAUAAGUGGAAUCAAUCCGGAACACGUUCUUGAACCCGUAUGCGAAUCACAGUUCAUAUUGCUAAUGCUAACUUCCGGCGGUGUCAAAUUUUCCAAUAAAAGAACCACGAGAUCACUGCGUGAGAAAAAACUAAAUAUGCAAUGGUGUCGUGGAUCCAUCGAACAAUGGGUGAGAUGUAGAUCGAUUAUUUUUCCGAGCGCCUAUACGGUCACAACAGGAGAUAGCAGACAAUAUCAUGCAAAUCUUAGUCGUAGAGGUUAUGCUUCAUUAAUAUUCAGGUACAUGUGUUUUUUAAUUAAUACUCCAUAUUUAUCAAUGGCAACUAAUUAGAGUUAUAUAUGAUCAAUAUGUAACUUUUAUGUUGGAAAUGUAAAACUAUCUGGGCUAAUUAAACAACUAUGGAAGUUUGGAGUAAUACUUAUUGAAUGAUAAUAACAAUUAUGAAAUUGAAUAGUGGUGAUCACGACAUGAAAGUGCCAUUCCAAUCAACUGAAGCAUGGAUUAAAGAAUUAAAUUACACUAUCACAAAGGAUUGGAGACCAUGGAUUGUAAAUGAUCAAAUUGCCGGGUAAUUUAUAAAUAUCAUCAUUUGACGAUGAAAUUAUUAUUAGUUUUAAAGCUCUUUGGGAUUAGGUCAUGAAUAUUAGUAAUUAAAAGGGUUUGGACAAAUAUAAGUCUUUUUGUUAUUUUUACCAAAAAAAGAGACCGGCGUGCGUAUCAUUUAGAAACUUAAAUUUAAUAUGUCAAAUGUGCCCUGCGGCCCCUGCCUAAUCAACAGGCAGUGAACUAAAUACGGAAUAUGAUUCGUGUGUUCCUCCGAGGCAAUGAUAAAAAAUACUCAAAUACGAAGUAUUCAUUUUGUUUUGAUAUUAUUCCUCAAAAAAUUAUUACUCCGUAUAUGAUUUAGAAUUAUUUGAUCCGAUAAAUUACACUUACAUGUCCAAUCAGUUACAAUUAUUCGUCUGAUUAAUCACAGUUACAUGGUUUGACCAGUUACAGUUAUUCGAUCCGAAUAGUUACAGUAUCCGAUCCGACCAGUUACAGUUACACGAUCUGACCAGUUACAGUUACCCAAUCCGACCAGUUACAAUUAUCCGAUACAACCAGUUAUAGUAACCCGAUCCAACCAGUUACAGUUAUUCGAUCAGACCAGUUACAAUUACCUGAUUCAACCAGUUACAGUUAGGGCGGUGCACGGGUCGGGUUCGGGCGGGUCGGGUUUGCGAACCCUAAACCCGUUCGGGUUUUUUAAUUUAAAUACUAGGCCCGACCCUUUGAUAUUUCGGAUCGGGUAUUUCGGAUAUUUUUAAGUCGGAUAUUAUCGGAUAUCGGGUCGGGUUUCGGAUAUUUCGGUUAUAUUAAAAAAAUAUAUAAUUGAAUAAUUAAAGUGUUUAAAUUCCACUUUGACAAAAAUUGUACACACUAGUGCACUAAACAUCCAAAUUACACAAAUAAUUUAACACAAAUUGCACAAAUAAUUACACAAAUAAUUGAACACAAGUAUUCAUUUAACAUAUUCAAAGUACACACUACAUAAUUUAAUAUACUUCGGAUAUUUCGGUUAUAUUAAAACACAUUAUAAUUGGAUAAUUAAAGUGUUGGAAUGCAACUUUGACAAAAAUUAUACACACUAGUGCACUACACAUUCAAUUUACACAAAUAAUUUAAUACAAAUUGCACAAUAUAAUUAGAUUAAUUACACAAAUAAUUGGAUGCAAGUAUUAAUUUACCAUAUUCAAAGUACACACUAACAUAUAUUUCGGAUAUUCGGGCGGGUCGGGUUGGGAUUUUACAAACCCUACCCGCCACCCGAUCUAGGCCCAAUAUUAAUCGGAUUUUCGGUUUCGGGUUUUUCGGGUCGGAUAUCCACUUCGGUUCGGAUAAUAUCCGAAAAAAAUAUCGGGUUUUUCGGGUCGGAUCGGGUUUUGCUCAGCCCUAGUUACAGUUACCCGAUCCGACCAAUUACAGUUACCUGAUUCAACUAGUUACAGUUACUCGAUCCGAUCAAUUGCAGUUACCCGAUCUAACCAAUAACAAUUACCCGAUCCAACAAUCACUUACAUUUACCCGUCUGACAAGUUGUACUAACCUGCUGCCGGUUACAAUUACCCGACUGACGGUAAUGGCCGCCAUUUACACAUAACCACCCGACUAGUUACCUCUCCGGCCCGAUCAUACCCGAUUUGACAGUGACCAUCCAUAACUACCAUCAACGACCAUUACCGUCAGUCGGCGGCCACCAUCACUAGACACCACUACCAUCCAAUACCUCCAUCCGCCAUCCACCACCCCCGGUUACCCGCUGGUGACCUCCAGUGACCAACCACCCCGCCCCUGCCCCUCGGCGGCAGCAAACCUCCCCCAGCCCAGCCCCUCCACAGCCCAGCUCAAUCCCCAGUCUCGAUCCAGUCCCUCCCAAGCCACAACCCUGUCACAAGCACCUAUAUAACCACUGCCCCAUCCCCGCCCCUCCAACCCCCUCCCCAAGCAGUCGCCGCCUCAUUCCCAGAUCUAGAGCACCUACCCACUGCAACUUGUUUCUGCCGCCAUGGACCGCCUUGAAAUCCCAGUGGUUUUCGCCGCCAAUUAUCUGUAGCUAUAGUGAUGGUUCGAAGAUGAUUGCCGCCGUUAUGGAUCGUGUCACCUGUCGUCAUCGCAAUGGAGGUCGUUUGACACCGCAACAGGAGAAGUCUUGAUGGUGGUCGAAAGGGCUAGGAUAAAGAUCUGCCACCAUGAAUAUAUAUGCUUGUGCGAGCAAGUAAAGUGUGCAUUGGAGGACUGAGCGGGAGAUCCGUGAAUUGCGAGGAGAGAGGACGCGGAAGACUUAUUUUAUCUAUUUAUAUUAAGGGCAUAUCAGUCCAUUAAUUAAUAGUCAGCCUCUUUUUGGUCAAAUUGGAAUCUGAUCCCAUAUUUGUCUUUUCAAAACCCGUGUGUUUCAUCCGUGUCAUUAUUUCAAUAGGUUUUAAUGAAAAGGAUGAUACAAACUUAACUACCCAUUAAACUAGAAAAAAAAUGACAUGUAUAUUGCUACUAGAAUUUUUCCGUACAAAAAUAUGACUAGUUAUGCUUUUGGACAAAAAUGUGACUAUUCGUUGUGUACGAGUAAUUUAACAAUGGUCACUAUAAUAUAUUUAAGAUUGAUAAGUCACUAGUAAAUGUUGAAUAACUGAGAAAUAGUCACUCAGUGUGUCAUUUUUUGGAAAAUUUUAAAAUAAGUCAUAUUUUUUGUCUUUUGAAUUUAAUUUAGUAAUAUUGAUGUUAAAAGGCCAUUAAACUAUGCGGCAACUACUAAUUCCAUUUACUUUUUGUUUGAUAUUUAUAUUUUGUGGUAAUUGGUUAAGAGCUUUUUUUAAUAUCAGUGAAUAAGAUAUAUCGAAAGAUAGAUGGAAUCGGACAAUUAUGCCAUCUAUAGCUUUGCCUUAGAGAAGGAAGAAAUAGAAAUACGCAAUAUACUAUCGUAUAAGUUCUUGACCAAAAAAAUAUCCCCCAUUUUCCCAUAAUUCUUGCCCCCUUUUUGCUUGAAAAUACAAUAACAAAAGAUGGAAAGUCAGUUGAUCGAAAAUAUUCAUAGGGCUUGUUUGGAAAAUGGUUGAUCAACCAAUAUUUAACUUCUUUGAUUGAAAAUAGCUGAUUGAAUUGGUCAAACAACUAAAAAUAUUUUUUGAUAAAAUGAUUGUUUGAUUUAGCUGAUUGAUACCAAAAAGGUAAAAGGGAAAACGUUGGGGAUUGCCACCUUUGGCUCCUCUCUACAACGGCUUGUCCAUUCAUGUCCAUGAAAUAUUCGUAGACUUUUCCAAUGAAACUUGAAAGGGCCACAGUUUACAUGUGUGUAUGAAUCAUACAAGGCUUCCUUCAUUGCAUUGUCAUUAUAUUUGUUGGGCCCAAGAAUUUUAAUUAGAAAUUGGGCCACCGGUAGAUAAAUGAGUGAAACCAGUCGAGAAGGUAGCAAUAAGCGUAUUGCGUAAAGAUAAAGGAAUAAUACAAGAGCAAGUCAAAGGAGGUGGUUGGCUGGUUGCACGUGGAGGACAAAUAGGGGAUCAUUGCUAAACUUGGGGAAGGAGUAAAAUGCAUGUGAUAAAUAGGUUAUUCCAGCAUUCUUAGAUACACACGAUAAACUACGAUCAUACAUAUACACAUAGUCCAUUAUUCUGUAAUCCAAGCAUAUUGCUCAAGCUAUUCAUUAUUGUAAUUACCAAUAAUCAAUUUAUUUUCUUACAUCAAUUCGUCUAUCUUCGAUUCUG
Molecule: messenger RNA, 8105 nt
Organism: Cuscuta epithymum
Lineage: Eukaryota; Viridiplantae; Streptophyta; Magnoliopsida; Solanales; Convolvulaceae
Source: the annotation of a GenBank genome assembly